AUGAUAAAUAGACACCCAGUUUGCCAGAUAGAUAACUCUCAGAUAGGUGAGCAGACAGAAUAACAGACAGACAGAAAUACAGAUUGACAGAUAGACAGAAAUGCAGACAAACAGAUCUAACUUAACUAUCUGUACUGUCAUGCUAGAAUUACUGAUACUAAAUUUAUAUGGUAUGUUUUAGAUGGCAAUGGAACAAUAAGUAUAGUCUCACAAGCCGCAACUUUUUAUGCUGUUCGUGUUACGAUGCCUACGGCUGGUGUAUGGAACUUUAGUAUAAUUGCAUUCGGACCAUUUACAUUUCAAGUUACAGCACAAAGUACUUUGGCUUUUGCAACAGUUUUUGAAAAGGAAGAAUAUUCAAGCGCUUUUGGGAAGAUGCUUGUACCAAUACCAGGCAACCCAAUUAAAGGUAGGAUGUAACUUAAUUGUGCUGUAGUAAGUGCUAAUGAAUCAUGAUUUGCCGGUUGCCAAACCUCCAUAUUUUUGCGCGGUUAGCACAAAGAAUCUUGGGACACAAUAUAUUCACAUAUAGUAGUUCGCAUUUGUAGAAAAAAAUUACAUUUUUAAGUAUUUAUUAUGAUCAGAAAUGGAUUUACACUCAUUGCCGAUUGGAAGUCGCUGUUCGUGGAGACUGUAAUUGGUUUUAUAGAGUGAUUGCUUUAGCAAUAGACAUCAAAAGUAAUAAUUAUAAGGAUUCUGCGAAUGUUCGAGCCAUGGCUAACAAUAUAUAAAUGCUUUAACACUCAACUACGUUUCACGGCUUUCACCCGUGUUUAUUUAAUCAUAUACUACGAUUGGGGAAUCAUUUAGAGAAAAGCCUUGACUCAGGUACUUGGGGAGAAACCAUCGAUAUAUUUGCUUGUUCAACGGCAUUGCAACGUUCGAUAUGUGUUUACUCAAUGUUGGAUCAGAAGAAGAGUCGAUUUGAUCCCCGUCAUGUGUUACCGCUUGCAUUAAAUAGCCCAACUAAGUGUGACUGUGCUAUGUACUAAGUGUGACUGUGUGACUGAUCUGUCGUUUGUUGGCAACAUUUUCUCACGAAAUAGGCGCUGUUGCAUCCAGCUGUCGAGGUCAAUGAACAUUCCAACUUGGGUGGUUGAGUUCGACUCCAUUUCUGAUCCAACAAUGAGUAAACACAUAUCAAACGUUGCAACGCCGUUGAACAAGCAAAUUAUAUCGACGGUUUCUUCCCAAGUACCCGAGUCAAGGCUUUUCUCCAAAUGCUACUAUAUGAGUAAACAAAUGCAGGUUAAACGUAGUUAAAUUCUGAAGCAUUUAUAUGUUGUUUAUACACAUCGCACAUGGCUCGAACAUUCGCAAAAUCCUUCUCUCUAUAAAAGCAAUUACCGUCUUUAUGUCACAACAACUUCUUUUACCAUUCGGCAAUGAGUAAAAUUUAUUUCUGAUUAUAAUAAAUAUUUUAAAAUAAUUGUUUUUAAAUCGAACUGCUAUGGUCAAUAUAUUGCAUGUGUUUACCCCCUGGCGAUCCCAAAAUUCUUUGGGCUAUUCGCGAGGAAAUACGGCGGUCUUGCAACAGUUAAAUCGUUCAAUGAUAGUGAAACAACUGAACAAUACCACUGAAAUUAAAAGCAAACAGGUUUCUCGUCUUUGAAAUUUAACGUUUUCCUCCCAGACUUCCUUAAAUUUCUGUUACGUAGAUAUUAUCGGGCGAGGGGGUGAAUUAAAAAAGUUGGGAGGCCGGGAGGAGGUGAAUUAAAAAAGUUGGGCCCCUUUCCUUUCGAGGCCUCCUCUAACAAUAUUUUCCCGGAAAACAAAAUAUUUUCCGGAAAAUGUUGGCAACGGGGAGGGGGGAGGGAGGGGAAGUCGACAUCCUUUUCCAAAAAUGAGAUAAUGGGGCUUAAAUAUAGUUUUUCAGACCAUUUACGAAAACACGUUCCGCAAUUCCAGCAUUCCGGUGCCUCAUCUUGGCAAGUUGGGCCCCUUUUUUACUUUUCUUUGGGGGACCCUACACCCCCCAGCCAGUAAACACCAAACAGCAAACUUUUUAACAUAAAACCUGGGCGCAUUGAGGGCCUAAACGUAUUAAAAGACAUGUACAAUUAGAAAGAUAAAUGUAUUACAAUAUUUCUUAAGCGUCAAAAUUGCUCCGAAUUGACUGUAGAUUUAUACAUUCCCUAAAGACAUGGAAGGUUACUAUCUAAUAGCAGGGUUCGUGCUACGCCUUGAAGUCCUUAAAUACUACUUAAAGGAAUUUCUGACUCUAAAGGGCGCUUGAAAAGCCCUUGAAAUUUGCAGUUUUGUAAAGACUCCUUUAAAUACUCCUUACAUUUCUGUCAAACAUAAAUUCAUAUUUUCGCUAAACGUAAAAUCCAUACUAUAGCGCCAAAAUAUAGUCGGUGACCAUGAAAAUUAAUGUGAAUGAAUAUAGAAUGUUACAUUAAGUUGAAAAUUAUUAACAAACUACACAGUGGGCUUGGAUAUUUAAGAAACUACAUUGCAGGCUCGGAUUUAUCGCCAUUUUAUUUCAUUUCAUUGUUUAAAUAUGAGUGAGUGAGCGAGCGAGCGAGCGAGCGAGUGAGUGAGUGUGUCGUUUAUUUCAUAAAUAAUGUAUUAAUAAACAUGCCUGCAGGAGGGAAAUGUAUUUUCAAUUCGGACUAGCUUACAAAUAACGUACACUUACAAAGCAUGGCUGAAAAGUGUGGUGAAGGAUGACAAACAUGCUGCGUUUUGCAAGGUGUGUUGCAAAAAGUUUAGUAUAGCGCGAGCAUGGGAAAGUCGGCCUUAAAGUCCCACAUCGAUAGAGCAAUGCAUAAAAAAACAUACUUUCUCGACUAUAUAAGGCAACAAUUCCUAUCAAUACACGUUUUAUAUCAACAAGCAAUCAGCCUGUAUCUGGUGCUGCUGAAAGUUCUGCAGAAACAGUUUCCAGUCCAGCCGGCGGUGGCAGUGGAAGUCGUGAAAACAAUGUCAGCUGCACUGAUCAAUCCAAGCGUUGCUCAGCCUUCGGACCUACACCAUCUAUCAACGUACCUUGGUAAAAAGCUGCUGACGUCGAGAUACUGUGGAAAUUAAAAUGUGUCCAUUCACAUUUUUCCGCACAUUCAAACAUGGGUAUGAAUAAUUUGUUCCAAAAAAUGUUUUCCGAUAAUCAUAUUGCACAAACGUGCUCCCUGUGUGAAACAAAAUACAGAUACAUGACAACAUUUGGACUUGGUCCGUUUUUUUCCAAAAAGCUUAUGGAAGACAUAACCAACUCCCCAGCCAAUUCUGUUUUAUUUGACGAAUACCUUUUGAUGUACUGUAUAUGGGCGCUAUUGGUCUAAUGAAAGCUGCCACGUGAAGUCCUGUUACCUUACAUCAUUAUUCAUAGGACAUGACAAAAGGGCAGAUCUACUUAAUCACUAUGAUGAAGCUACUAAAGAUCUUGAUCCAUCAAUGGCGUGGCACAUUGGUAUGGAUGGUCCCAAUGUAAAUCUUGCAUUUGAAAAGAAGUUGAGAGAAUCUCGUGAAGAGUUUAAUUUAACUCUUAGAGCAACUGCCUGUAAAAACUGA
Messenger RNA from Paramuricea clavata, 3513 nucleotides. Lineage: Eukaryota; Metazoa; Cnidaria; Anthozoa; Malacalcyonacea; Plexauridae. The record is from the annotation of a GenBank genome assembly.